Recurvomyces mirabilis is the source of this 1668-nucleotide messenger RNA. RefSeq lists its product as uncharacterized. The coding region runs from base 1 to 1668 and encodes 555 amino acids. Gene Ontology annotation, molecular function: glutathione binding; glutathione synthase activity; ATP binding. Gene Ontology annotation, biological process: glutathione biosynthetic process. The record is from RefSeq and is a predicted model, not a curated record. NCBI's taxonomy places the organism in Eukaryota, Fungi, Ascomycota, Dothideomycetes, Mycosphaerellales, Teratosphaeriaceae. Gene Ontology annotation, cellular component: cytosol. The transcript has 2 exons.
AUGGCCACGACCCAGCAAUAUGCUCCGCCACCAGGGCUGCCUCCAGGUAUGAUGGGAUCUCACUCGGACGACGACGAUGAGGGGAUUCGAGAUCCAGCUAUAGCGCAAGUUGUAAGCGACAUCAAAGACUACCAGAUAACGCACGGCAAUCUGCUCAAAAUCGUCCGCUUCGAAGAGCCGACUCGUGUACCAAGUACAGGCGUGAACAUAAGCUGCAAGCCAACACCUUUCCCUCGAGACAUGUAUGACCAUGCCAUGGCGCUUCAGCAGAGUAUGAAUGAGCUCUACAUCCAUGCACUCUCCGACACGAACUGGCUUUAUUCCGUACUGGCACCUCAGAUCGAAAGCGAACCCGAAGGUGUGAUGGUGAAGCUAUGGGGUGUCUACUUGAAAUGCCUGGAGGCCGGUCCGGUACAGGAAAUGACUUGUGGUAUCUUCAGAAGCGAUUAUAUGCUUCAAGAGGAGGCUCUCAGGGGCGAGGGUGUCGACGGUGAGGCUAAGGUGAGCUUGAAACAAGUGGAGAUGAACACGUUCUCGUGCGCCGGAAUCUGCCAUAGUCAGCACGCUGCGCGUAUGCAUCGUUAUUUCCAGGAAAGGAAAUCAGCCGAAGAGGCUCAAGAUACUGGACCAAGCAAUACCCUGCCAGCGAACAGUAACAUCUCAUCGAUUGUCUCCUGCUUGGCAAUGGUACAUCAAAGUUACCUUGAGCAGCUUCGUGUAGGGCCAACAGCUGCCACUGGAGCCCGCGACGAACCAAUCCAGCAUUCUACGUGCGUGCUCGUGGUAGUGCAACCUUUCAACUUCAAUAUCGCAGAUGAGAGACCGAUUGAUUACGGAUUGUGGGAAGAUCACAAGAUCCCAUGCUACCGUUGCGAAUGGCAGGAGGUGCUCUUACGUACUCGCUUGGGGCCACACCGCGAGCUACGGUACAGACCUAGUAGUACUGCUAAGGCAUUCGAAGUCAGCGUCGUAUACUACCGCGCCGGAUACGACCUACGUGAGUACAUGGACGACGCUGGUGUAGAGACUCGCUUUACGCUCGAAACGAGCAGAGCAAUCAAAUGUCCGGAUGUUCUUGGCCACUUGAUAGGCUUCAAGAGUGUUCAGCGGGCACUCACUGAGGCGGGUGUAGCGGAGCGCUUUCUGCUGUCUGAGCAGGCGCGAGAUCAUGCGGGAGCUUUGAGAAGUACUUCCAUGCCCAUGUACGCCCUGGACGACUCCGUCGAAGGCAUGCGAGCACGAGCGAUCGCUGUAGAUCCUGCGAGAGCAAAGGACUUUGUUCUCAAGCCCAACUUAGAAGGCGGUGGGAAUAAUGUCUUUGGCGAAGAUAUCCCUGAAUUCCUGGCUUCGAUACCGGAUGACGAGUGGCGUAAGUUCAUCCUUAUGCGCCUCAUCACACCACCAGCCAGAACGACGGGAGUCUUAAUUACUAGCGAGGAUGUAUACGAAGGCCCGGUGGUAUCUGAGCUAGGUGUGCUGGGGUUCGCUAUGUGGCGAUGCCAUGGUGCUGGUCGAGGCAAAGGGAAGGCCAAAGAAGGCAUCAGUGUCGAAACAAACAUCGUGCAUAAUGAGAUGGUGGGGUGGACGUUCAAGUCGAAGCCGAGAGAGGUGAAUGAGAUGAGUGUUGUGAAGGGGUAUGGGAGUUUCGACUGUCCGAUGCUUGUGUGA